AGAGUAUGUAAAUUACUUGAAAGUGUAUGUUUUGUUGCUCUGGUUAUUCUGCUAAAGUCUUCUAUCAUUUUCUUUGUUCCUUGUGACACGUGAUAUCUUCUAAUGUCUUUUUGAUAGCUGCACGUUUCGCCACCAGUGUUUUCGCUCCUUGUCGAUCUCCCCAACUCAUAAUGUUCCUCGAAACCACUUACUUGGAAUCACCUUCAGUGUCUCCCGUUCUUCCUGUUGAAGAAGAGCUUCCGCCGGUACAGAAAGAGCAAAAUAUAGAGGAGCGAUACCAAGAUAUACCUGUAAACCACCUCGUUUUUGUGAUUCACGGAAUCGGUCAGCAAACAGAGCAAUAUGGCCAUUUUUAUGAACACAUGGAGGAAUUACGAGAAACAACAAGACAAGUUCUCCAAGCCAAAGUGCCAGACCACAACGUUAGGAUCGAAUUGAUCCCAAUUGAAUGGCACAAACAUCUUCAUGAUCAAACGGAUCCAGAUAUCAACAAAAUUACUCUCAAGUCUAUACCUACUAUUCGACUGAUUGAAAAUGAUUACUUGGCGGACGUUCUUUAUUACUUUUCCAAAAGCCGCGGACAAUACAUUACUGAUAAUGUGACGAAUUUGUUUAAUACGUCAUAUCACAAUUUCAUGUCGAAAUACCCUGAUUUCAAUGGAAAAAUUGCGAUUUAUGGAUACUCGCUAGGAGGAAUCAUCACGUGGGACAUUCUAUCCCAUCAGAGGACACCUGCCAACGAUAAGGAAAGGGAAGAUUAUGCCAAGCUUGAUAUCGUAUACCCCAAACUGGACUUCAAGCCGGACUAUUUCUUUGCACUGGGAUCCCCAGUUGGAGCCAUUCUGGUAUUUCGCAAUCAAAACCCACUUCUUUAUCGACCAGAUGAUUCCAUUAUUUUUGAAAACAUUUUCCACCCAUUCGACCCUCUGGCAUACCGAUUCGAACCAUUACUGAGUGAGAAGUACACAGACGAAGCAGCUGUUCUGAUUGAACGUAGCAUUCCUAUUGGUCCCAACUUCUCACUGCCAUCUCUGCCCUCGUUUCCCGGAUCCAGUCUAUUAUCCAUGUUUUCUCGAUUUUCGUUUUCUUCAACGGGCGAAUCAGUUGACCCGGCGCAAUCUACCAAGCAGCUCUUGGAAGCUUCCGACGAGGCGGUCACUCAAAAUCAUCAAACGACAGGUUACUGGAAAUGGAUCACUGAGUAUUUUGGAGGUCAGCAUUCACAUGAAGAUAGUAACAAGCAGUCGCGAGAUGUCGAUGGAAGCAACGGCGAAGUUAAUGGAGAGGAGGAGGAUAACAAUGGCUCUUCCGCUCGCGCACAUCAUGGAGACUUGACCACUUUUGAUGGAUUUGAAGGAGGACCAAGAGUAAUCGAUUGCACCGACAACGACGAAGAUGUCUUUGAUGAAGAAGCGAGCACAAAAUGGGCUGGUGGUGUUCUAUCUGGAAAGUAUGACUUUACCGGACCACUUAAACCAAGACGUAUGGGUUCUCGUUUCAACAAAAAUGGUAUUCUCACGUCCGGCGUGGUUACGGCUGCCGUGAUCCCAGAGAAAAACGAUUAUUUCUCAAUUCCAAAGUCCUCCGAAUCAACUCAGCAUACUGUCGAUGUACUUGGAAAUGAUGGAAUGCGAGUGGAUAGUCUAAGGUGGGCAAAGUCUGCUCACAAAAGCUCACAACAUAUUUUAAAUCAGCUCUCUCAAGACUUUGACUCACCUUUAUCUCCCACUGCUCAGCAAGAGUUCUUGUCCAACAUGAGGAAGGGGCCUAACGUAACAAUCAACGACGAUACAAGCAGCGUUAAAAGCCAUGACGGUGCCAAGAGUGAAAUAAGUAGGAACAGCAACAAUAUCAUGGACGAUCUCAGUAAGGAACUUCACGAACCAGGUGCAAAGAUUAUGGAACCUCGCCAAAGUAGCGAGUCCAUCACAAAAGAUGCAACUGUUCCUCAAGAAGGCGACCACCACAAGCAUUCGGAAGAUGAAUCUGAGGAUUUGCCAAGAAGAAUGGACUUUGUUCUCCAACCAGAAAGCUUUAUGGAUAUGCUCACGAAUGAGUAUAUAGUAGGUUUCCGAGCUCACUUCUCAUAUUGGACAAAUAAGGAUUUACAAUGGCAUAUCUUAAGAAGAUUGGAGAUUUUGGAUGAAGCUGAGGAGAAAGACAAUGAAUAGUGUAAAUGUAGAAAAGAUAUCUUAGAAAAUCAAUAAUCAUACCCUUACCGAACAAUCUUUGCCUGAGG
This is a messenger RNA of Umbelopsis ramanniana AG, 2239 nucleotides long. RefSeq lists its product as uncharacterized. NCBI's taxonomy places the organism in Eukaryota, Fungi, Mucoromycota, Umbelopsidomycetes, Umbelopsidales, Umbelopsidaceae. The record is from RefSeq and is a predicted model, not a curated record. Gene Ontology annotation, molecular function: metal ion binding. The transcript is spliced from 5 exons. The coding region runs from base 171 to 2171 and encodes 666 amino acids.